AUGAAUUCCCGAAGCGUUUCGAGCUUCGCCGCUCAUUUCGAGAGACUCUCAAUAUCAUCCCGACCAUUACGACCAGUUAACACCCGCCUGGCGCCGUGGGCUCUAGGUCGCUCAGACAAUGCCACCCUCUCCUGCCGAUCGUUCUCCAGUACAGCCAUGAAGGGGGGGAAUUGGCUUCUACCAACGGCGCCGGAGAAGAAGCGAUCACGGAAAGGCCGUCCUCGUGUACCAACUGGAGGGUCUGCAAGAGGCACAACAAUUGUAUGGGGCGACUACGGACUCAGGAUGAGCGACCAUCAUCGCCGGGUCAGCGCAUUACAAUUGAAGAACGGAGAGGAGGCUAUCAAAGUGCGCCUAAAGGGAAUGCGGUAUCGAUUGUAUAAGAGGGUUUGUGCGAGUAUUGGUGUUUAUAGCAGUGGUAAUGAGGUUCGUAUGGGUAAAGGAAAAGGUUCUUUCGAUCAUUGGGCGUCCAGGAUUGCUGUCAGCAAGGUCAUCUUCGAGUUGAAAGGAGAUGUCCAUGAACAGGUGGCCAGAGAUGCUUUUCGGUUGGCUGGGAACAAGAUGCCAGGCAUGUAUGAAUUUGUCAAGAAGGGAGACCCACCUGUCGUUGGUAUCACAAAAUUGGAUGGGGUUACGCUGGAAGAGUUGAAGCGUCCUAGACGGAAGGUUCCUUUGGGCUCGGUGCCCGUAGGCUCAACAGCGGAAACUUUGCCAAAAACAACUUCGGCAUCUGUGUCACCGGAUGCUUAG
Messenger RNA from Venustampulla echinocandica, 750 nucleotides. RefSeq lists its product as uncharacterized. Gene Ontology annotation, biological process: mitochondrial translation. NCBI's taxonomy places the organism in Eukaryota, Fungi, Ascomycota, Leotiomycetes, Helotiales, Pleuroascaceae. The transcript has 3 exons. The record is from RefSeq and is a predicted model, not a curated record. Gene Ontology annotation, cellular component: ribosome; mitochondrial large ribosomal subunit. Gene Ontology annotation, molecular function: rRNA binding; structural constituent of ribosome. The coding region runs from base 1 to 750 and encodes 249 amino acids.